UGGACGCUUCGCCAGGAAAUUAAAAUCACCAGCAAGUUUCGGGGCAAAUAUCUCUCCAUCAUGCCUCUGGGUACCAUCCACUGCGUCUUCCACUCUUCCGGCAACCAUUACACGUGGAAAAAAGUCACCACCACCGUGCACAACAUCAUCGUGGGCAAACUCUGGAUAGAUCAGUCGGGUGAAAUCGAGAUCGUUAAUCACAAGACGGGCGAUAAGUGCAACCUCAAGUUCGUUCCUUACAGCUACUUCUCGCGGGACGUGGCGAGGAAGGUCACCGGGGAGGUGACAGACCCCACGGGAAAGGUGCAUUUUGUCCUGCUGGGUACCUGGGAUGAGAAGAUGGACUGCUACAAGGUGACGCUGGGCGCCGGGGAUAACGGAGCGGAGGGGCGGCAGAGAGCCCACGAGGCCGAGGAGAGCCGGGUGCUGCUGUGGAAGAGGAACCCGCUCCCGAAGUACGCGGAGAACAUGUACUACUUUUCGGAGCUGGCGUUGACGCUCAACGCGCCGGAGAGCG
Balearica regulorum gibbericeps (East African grey crowned-crane) is the source of this 517-nucleotide messenger RNA. The record is from RefSeq and is a predicted model, not a curated record. Lineage: Eukaryota; Metazoa; Chordata; Aves; Gruiformes; Gruidae.